This is a messenger RNA of Coregonus clupeaformis (lake whitefish), 7245 nucleotides long. RefSeq names its product peripheral-type benzodiazepine receptor-associated protein 1. The transcript has 31 exons. The record is from RefSeq and is a predicted model, not a curated record. The coding region runs from base 444 to 6905 and encodes 2153 amino acids. Gene Ontology annotation, biological process: neuromuscular synaptic transmission. Gene Ontology annotation, molecular function: protein binding. NCBI's taxonomy places the organism in Eukaryota, Metazoa, Chordata, Actinopteri, Salmoniformes, Salmonidae.
CUGAAGCAACUGGUCCUCCCUUGAGAUGCGGAUUUCGACCGAGGUCACUACGGUAGCUCGAGGAAAUAAGAACGGUUGUCUUACGUGAACAACGGUUGUCUUACGUGAACACCGGUUGAGGUCUUGUUCGAACUUUAAAUUGUAAAAGGAAUGGCUAGUUAUAGCUAUCUAAGUUUGUGUGUUGCUGUAGCUAACCGUUAGCUAACUGGUGAGAGUGAUCUGCUGUGUUAACUUCAUGCUGCUUGUUUGAUAAGUAUCACCCCAUUACAUCUCAACCUCCUGCAUGACUCCCACAUAAUCAUCUGGCCCUCAGUCCAACUGCAUGCGUCCUCCCCUGGCCUGAACUGAAUGUGCCUCCACUAAACUGCAUGCGCUCUCCCCUGAACUGAACUGAGUGGGCCUCCCCUCGCCGUGCCUGCUUUGCUGUGAGUGCUUCACUGACCAUGGGGAAGGACAGGGGGGGUAAUGCUCUGGUUCUGUCGUCGAAGAGGCCGUGCCACGGGAGGGGGGACCACGGUCGCGACCUGGAGAAGCUGCGUUCGGCCCUGGAGGCAGAGAAGAGCCGUAACCAUCAGACUCACCAGAGGUUCUCUCUGGAGCUGCGUCAGCUCCGCGAGGAGGCUGAGAGGGAGCAGCAGCGGGCCCUGAGGGAGCUGACGGCCAGGCACGAGCGACAGAAGGCCCUGGAACUCCAGCGGCUACAGGAGGUGCUGAGGAGGGAGCAGGCUGCUGAGGUGAGACGCCUGCUGAGAUACAAAGGACAGGAGUUGAAGGCAGUAGGCACCAGGCUGGAGAGGGAGGCCACCAUCAGGCAGGCCAGGGAACUGCAGCGCCGGCUGGUUGAGGAGGCCAACACAACCAUCACCAAGUCUGGGCGGGAGAGCAGGGGGAAGAACAUAGGCAGAGAGCCUGGUUGUGUGGGAAGUGGAGCCAGCUACCGAAAGCUGGAGCAGCUGCUGUUGAGGCUGCAUGAGCAGGAUGGAGAUGGAGAGCAGGCUGUGUUCCUCCAGCAUCUCAGAAAGGAACUGGACCUGGAGAAGGACCUCUGCCACCUGCUCGAGGUCCACGGACAUGGACGACGACUAGGGACCAGGGAGGUGAAGGAGAGGAACCAGAGCUCCUCCAGGGCUCCCAAAACCAGGCACAGUUCUAAGAGAUUUGUCCAUCUCCUCAGCAGCACCACCCAUGACCAGGAAGACCGUCCUGAAGACUCCCAUCUCAGUGGGCCUCCACCACUGGCCCGCUCCAGGUCCCUUUCCCAGAGCUCCAAGAGUCCCUCGUCCCCUCCACCCAAGAAGAGAACCAGGAGAGAGCACUUGAACUUGGCUUCAGGUAGGAACCUCAGUGCAGCUGCCCGCUGCUCCUCUCCCCUGGCUGGGGACACCUGUCGAAGCACCAGCCACCCUCAGACCACAUCGUCACCCCAUGCAGGCUGGGACCUCCAGUUUGAGUCCCCUGGGUCAGACAAAUCCUCGCCCUCCAAAUAUUCUGACAAAGACAACAUGGAGGACAACAUGGAGAAUGGCACUGACUAUGGGUUCUUGGUGCAUCAGAACUCUGAGCUGCUGCGAGCUCUGGAUGAGAUGGAGAAGACCUGCACCAACCUGAGAGAGGAGAACGACCUGCUGAGGAAGAGCAGCGGCCCAGAGACUGAGGAGAAGGUGAGGCGUCUGAGGAGGAAGAACACAGAGCUGGCUGUCAUCGCUAAGAGACUGGAGGACAGGGCACACAAACUACAGGAGGCCAACCUCAAAGUGGUGAACGCCCCAGCUCCGGUGCGGCCGGGGGCAGUGGAGCAGUACAAGAGGGCGUUUGCCCGUCAGCGAGCUCGUGACCUGGCGCAGCAUGCAGAUACACUGCUCUACAAGGACAAGGAGAUCGCCGCCCUGCAGCAUGAGUGUAGGCAGCUGGAGACCCGUCUGGGCACGGCCAAGGGCUCCCCGGUCCCGUCGGGCGUGGUAGAGUUUGAGAGGCUGCUGAGGGAGUCCCAGAAGGAGGUGCUGAGGCUACAGAGACAACUGUCAGUCUCCUCCUCCAGAGUCACCUCCUCUAAGGAGACCUCCUGCAGGGAGCACAACGGCCACGACAGGCCCUGCACACCAGAGGAGGAGAGGGAAGAGAAUGUUGCAGCAGAGACCCCGUGCGUGGUGUUAGAUGAGGCUCCAGCCAGGUGUGAGGAGGCUCCCAGAGAGGAGGAGGAGUCAGGGCCGCAAGUGACCCCACCCCCGCUGGGCCUCUGCCCCGCCCCCACCACUAGCCUCUCACACCAGGAGGAGCACACAGAGGAGCAGCGACUACAGUUACUGGAACGCGAGCUGAGUAAGAAGCGAAAAGAAUGUGAAAACCUCCAGCAUGACGUAAGGAAGAGACAGAAGAAAUGUCUGGAUUUGGAGAGCCUGCUUGAGGAUGAGCAGGGCAAAAAUGAGCGACUAGAGGAGGAGGCAGAUCUCCUCAGGAGGAAGGCACAGCUGCUCAACCAGGCCCGGGUUGAGAAUGAGGAGCUGAGGGAAGACCUCUCUGAAGUGACCGCUCAACGUGAUUCAGUUCUCGAGGAGAACCAGAGCCUCCGUGCCAAACUGGAGAACCUAGAGCAGGUCCUAAAGCAUAUGCGAGAGGUCGCCGAGCGAAGGCAGCAGCUGGAACUGGAACAUGAGCAGGCACAGGCUAUCCUCAAGUUCAAACAGGAUGAGAUCAAACGGCUACAGCGGGCUGAGUUUUUUGCCAAGAGGGAGCAUGAGGGGGUGGUACAGAUGCUGGAGGACUUGAUCCAGCUUGUGUUGCAGAGGGAGCUGUCUAAGGUGCGGGAGUUGGAGGAUAAGUGUCGCAGCCAGAGUGAACAGUUCGGCCUGCUCAGCCAUGAGCUGGAGACCUUCCGACUGCAGGCCGGCAAACUGGACCUGGCCGGCUCCGCUCUCCUCACUAACCCUGCCCUCUGCCAUCUGACCAACGGUGUGGGCCUCACCGGAGAUGUGGCAGCAACUCUCCGGAUGGGGGCCACCCCUUACGCUGCAGGUCUCACACGUUCCCCCACCACUAAGCACCGUGAGCUACCCACCAUCAGCCUGACCAAGACCUCCAGCGCCCCCAAGUCUGUCUCUGACACCACCCACCUCUCCCCCAAGUCCGCCGAGUCCCACCACAGCCCCCAUCACAGCCCACGCAGGACUAGCCCCACGCCACACGAGGUUGACACGGCCAGUGAAGUGGAGGAGUUGGACAUUGAUGUGUCCCCAGCACCUUACACCACUCCCAGAGGAGCCGCCAAGCUACAGGUCUUCAUCGCCAGAUACAGCUAUAACCCCUAUGAUGGUCCAAAUGAUAACCCAGAGGUGGAGCUACCACUCACCGCUGGGGAGUACAUCUAUGUGUAUGGCGGUAUGGAUGACGACGGCUUCUAUGAAGGAGAGCUGAUGGACGGGCGGAGAGGGCUGGUCCCCUCCAACUUUGUGGAGCGCGUCUCAGACGACGACAUGAUGAGCGCCCACGUUGCAGAGGGCACUGACAUAUCCCACAACUCCUUGCUGGACAGCAGCCUGCACAGAGCCAGCCACCAGCACCACCUCCGCCUGGGGGGCCCAAGUACCUCUGAGAGGACCGACCCUACGUCUGCAGCCUCCGCCUCAGGUCCUCUCUCCGUCUCUUUCCCCUCAGGGGAGCAGGUCCUGGCUCCCUCCGACCCCUCCCUCCGACCCCUCCUCUCCCCAGCCCCCCUCACCAACGGCCUGGACCUAGACCUGGAGGUGGGGGUGGACACUGUGCCUUACCCGCGCAAGCUCACCCUCAUCAAGCAGUUGGCCAAGAGCAUCAUCAUCGGCUGGGAUGGGCCGCUGGUGCCGGCGGGCUGGGGCAACGUGUGGAGCUACAAUGUGUACGUGGACCAGGAGCUGAGGCUCAACGUGCCCUUCGGCUCCCAGACUAAAGCUGUCCUAGAGAGACUAGACGUCAAUCUCAAGGCCUACCGGGUGUCUGUACAGAGCCUGACGGAGCGCGGCAGCUCGGACCAGCUCCGUUGCUCCAUGCUGGUGGGCAGGGAUGUAUGUGUGGCGCCCACCCAGCUCAGAGUCGACCGGGUCACCGCCACCUCGGCCAGCCUGGCCUGGCUGCCCAGCAACAGUAACUAUGUGCACAUUGUGUCCUUGAACGAGGAGGAGAUGGAGCUGGUGAAGGCUGGCAGCUACUCGCUGUGCCUCAGUAACCUUACGCCCAGCCUGCACUACACAGUCAAAGUGGAGGCUCGGCCGCACCAAACCCCCUGGGAGCUGCCCCUGGAGAGACGGGAACACAAGACUGCCACAACUACCUUUACCAUGCUGGCCGCAGGCCCCCCUGAUGCUCCUCUGGACGUGCAGCUGGAGCAGGGGCCCUCCCCGGGCAUCGCCCUCAUCAGCUGGCUGCCUGUCACCAUCGAUGCUGCUGGGACCUCCAACGGAGUCCGCGUCACCGGAUACACCAUCUACGCUGACAAGAAAAAGGUGUUGGAGGUGUCAUCCCCUACGGCAGGCAGUGCCCUGAUGGGUCCGUCUCAAAUCCAGUCCCUUACGGCGGCCCACCAGCUCACCGUGCGCACCAUGUCCGCCCACGGCGAGUCCACCGACUCUGUGCCAGUCAACGUGCCCGCCAAGCUAGCCGCCAUCAUGACGGGCAAGGCCUCGGCUACCUCCGCCCCUUGCUGCUCGUCACCCCCCGUCGACCAGUCAACCCCAGUGCACCAGUCGCCCUCCAUUCACCAGUCACCACCCUACCAGUCACCCCCUGUCCACCAGUCGCCACCCGUCCACCAGUCACCCCCCUUCCUGUCUUCGUCACCACCCGUCCAGCCCCAAUCCCCAUCCUAUGGGAACUCAGCUGCCAAAGUCUCCACGCUACCCUACGCCAUGGCCUCGCCGCCGCUAGAUGCACACACCAUGGUCCCCAACGGGGGGCUGCCCUCUGCCAACUCUCCCCCAGUCCACACCCUCCACACAGAGGCCUCCUCGCCGCGCCCUGCCUCAUACGCGGAGGCCUGGGCCAACCCCUUAGCAAAGUCUCCUGCCCCCCCUCAGGACGCCUUGGCAGUGCAUGAGGCCACCAUGUCACCUCCAGUAGCACCAAACUAUCAGGCCAAGUUGCCAUCAGUACCGUCAGCCUAUGAGGCUAUGACGUCACCACCAAUACAACCAGCCUAUCAGGCCAUGCUACCACCAGCCUCUCACAUCAACACAACGGUCAAUGCAGCCCUGCCCCCCACCCAGAGUCCAGUCCCAGGCCCAGUCCCAGCAGCAGCCAUGGAGCAGAGCAGAGCAGUCACAGAAAGCCCCGGAGCUCCCCGUCCCGGCAUGUCCAUCACAGACUUUCUCCCCGUGGAGGACUACUCCCGUGCAAACCUUUCAACCCCUGAGCCCUGCCCUACCUCACCCCAGGACAGACACUCUCUCCGGCCCCCCAAAGCCCCCUCUCCCCUGGAGUCAGAACCAGACUACUCCAUGGAGAGGUCGACCACACGCCUGGUGUCCAUGGAGGAGUUCCUCAGGCAGGAGCAGGACCCAGGCUUCAGCAGGCAGCCACAGGGUUAUGCUGGUGGCCUGGUGGAGCCUCCGUACCGUGCAGCAGAGAGCAAUAGGGGCUCGGACCUGUCGGAUAUCCUGGAGGAAGAGGAGGAAAUGUACUCAGACCCCCCUGGACCCACCCUGGCCCGGGGGUACACCACAGGAGCCGACAGGGAGCCUGGCAGAGACCCGUCGAUGGAGGCUGGUGCUGGGUGGAGCGGACAGGAUGAGCUCUCUCCUAAGCUGACCAGGGUAGAGGCCAGGCAGCAGCUCAAUGAGAGCAUGGAGCCUGCACGGCCUAUAGGAGACAACGAGGUGCGUAUCUUUGUGGCGCUGUUCCCCUACGACCCGGUCAACAUGUCCCCGAACCCUGACGCCGCUGAGGAGGAACUGCCCUUCAGAGAGGGACAGAUCAUCAAGAUCUACGGAGAUAAAGACUCAGACGGGUUCUACCACGGCGAGUUGAACGGUCGUCACGGUUACGUGCCGUGUAACAUGGUGUCCGAGAUUCAGGUGGAGGACGAGGAGACCAGAGAGACACUCCUGCAGCAGGGCUUCCUGUCUACUCACGCAAACAUGGAGAAGAUAGGCACUCGCACACAUGCACAGCUUCCGCGUCGCCCUGUCCCACCGCCGAAACCGAGACGAUCCAAGAAAGUUGAGUCUGCUGCACUGUGGGAGGAUAGCUUAGAAUCCUCCAGUCAAGAUCCCAGACAGUCUGGUGUUGCCAUGGCGAACCCAGCAGGUCCCGUUCCUCGCAGGAUGAAGGCCAUCUUUGACUACGACCCUCGAGAGAGUUCUCCCAACGCUGACAUUGAGGCUGAGCUGACCUUCAGUGCCGGGGACGUCAUUUAUGUGUUUGGUGACAUGGACGAUGAUGGCUUCUUCUAUGGCGACUUGAACGGACACAAAGGCCUGGUCCCGUCUAACUUCCUGCAGGCUAUCCCAGAGGCUCCUGGGAAAGUCCCACCUCCUGACCCUCAGCCGCCGCCGCCUCUAGCAGAGCCCAGGAGAGAAUUACAGGUGAGCCCAAGCACCUCUGUGGAGCAGACAACACCAAAGGAGGUUCCACACCCACCCCUACACACAGGGCUGACUGGCCCAGUCCGCACACAGCUCCACCACCUAGACCUGAAUCCAUCCGCAGCAGCAGCCAUGAUGGACCCCUCCUCCAUGGACCCUGGCCCAGGCGCGUACUACCCCAACCCAGCCCCAAGGCAAGCCGCCCCCAGUCUCAUCACCUCUCCACCCCACGUCCCAGCAGAAAGCCACUCACAAACAGACCAGACAGAUGCCUCCCCACCAGGCAAGAAAAAGAAAGGCUUCUUCUCCAAAGGGAAGAAGCUUUUCAAAAAGCUUGGAUCCAGCAAGAAGGAUUGAAACUUGGGACAUUUACCCCCCUUUGCCCGUUUUUAUUGAAAGCACUUUUACAUGUUUGUUAUCAGUCUUUGUUGUCUUAGUCUAUGUUAAUUCAGUUGCAGUAUUCUGUAACUACAGAUACACUAACUUUUCCUUGGCCGAUAUUAUACCGCUAAAUACACUGCUUCAAUGGGCUUUCUUGAUAAUACUACUAAACCAGCUGUCAAUAGAGAUCAAUAGUAAUGGCUUCUUUUUGUAGGCACUAACUCCACUAUGGUUCGUUGGACAAAAAAGCCUAUGAGGAAAUGAUUGUUUUUUAAAUGUUUUUGUAGGGUUUUUGGAUAAAUGUCGAAAAUAAGAU